GCCCGAGCCCGAGGCGUCGGGAGCGGAGCUGGAGCAGCCGAGGCCGCCGCUGGGUCCCCAGCGCCACCGCCCGCGCCGCCCCCCGCGCCUCCGCCGCCCCCGCGCGCCCGCCUGCGGCCGGCCGACAGUGAGCGCCGUGGACGAACGCUGCGGGCCGGGGGGGCAGCGGGCGCCAUGGCCGAGCCGGAGCCGCCGCGGCCGCGCCUGUGCCGCUUGGUGCGCGGCGAGCAGGGCUACGGCUUCCACCUGCACGGCGAGAAGGGCCGCCGCGGGCAGUUCAUCCGGCGCGUGGAGCCCGGCUCUCCCGCCGAGGCGGCCGCGCUGCGCGCCGGGGACCGCUUGGUUGAGGUCAACGGCGUCAACGUGGAGGGCGAGACGCACCACCAGGUGGUGCAGAGGAUCAAGGCUGUGGAGGGGCAGACUCAGCUGUUGGUUGUGGACAAGGAGACAGAUGAGGAGCUCCGCCGGCGGCAGCUGACCUGCACAGAAGAGAUGGCCCAGCGAGGGCUUCCGCCAAUAAAUGAACCCUGGGAGCUGAAACCCGACUGGGCACACGUGGGCAGCCUCAACUCUGACACUGGCCAGAAGGAUGUCAACGGGUCCCCAAGAGAGCCGCGUCCUCGGCUCUGCCACCUGCGAAAGGGACCCCAGGGCUAUGGGUUUAACCUGCACAGUGACAAGUCUCGGCCUGGCCAGUAUAUCCGCUCUGUGGAUCCAGGCUCACCAGCCUCCCAUUCUGGCCUCCGUGCCCAGGACCGGCUCAUCGAGGUGAAUGGGCAGAACGUGGAGGGGCUGCGCCAUGCUGAGGUUGUUGCCAGCAUCAAGGCAAAGGAGGCUGAGGCCCGACUGCUGGUGGUGGACCCUGAGGCUGAUGAGUACUUCAAGCGGCUGCGGAUCACACCCACAGAGGAGCAUGUGGAAGGACCACUGCCAUCACCGGUCACCAACGGGACCAGCCCUGCCCAGCUCAAUGGUGGCUCAGUGUGUUCAUCCCAAAGUGACCUGCCAGGCCCGGAUAAGGAUACUGAGGAUGGUGGCACCUGGAAACGAGAUCCAUUCCAGGAGAGCGGCCUCCACCUGAGCCCAACGGCAGCUGAGGCCAAGGAGAAGGCUCGGGCCACUCGCGUCAACAAGCGGGCGCCUCAGAUGGACUGGAACCGGAAGCGUGAGAUCUUCAGCAACUUCUGAGCCCCUUCCGCUGUCCAGGCCCCUUGGCCCCUCCUGCACGGACCUUGGGGCCAUCCAGAGCUCCCCAAGCCUCAGUGGAUUGUAGGGUGGUCUUACUGCCUCCCAGAAACCAACCUGUGCCCCAGCGAGCCCUACGUCCUGCCCCUACUCACUGGGUGCUGGGGGAGAUGGAGGGAGAGAGAAAGACCCAGAGAAGUGAGAGAUAGACAGAGAAUAUGAGAGAUGGAGGGAGGGGCAGCAUGCGUGACCAGGGCCAAGGGCCUUCGGUGCUCUGUCCCAGGCCUGCUGAGUAAAAGGAAUUUGUGUUUUUGCUUUUUUUCCAAAAAGAUCUCCAGCUCCACACAUGUUUCCACUUAAUACGAGAGCACCCCUCCCCCACCCCCCCUUGGGACACACUCUUAAAUAAUUGCAAUAAAACAAACCUUUCUCUGCAAACCAUUUCCUCCCCACCCCCCCGGCAGCGCCAUCCUGAGUGGAGCCCAGGCUUUCCAGGGGACUGAGAGCUAGAGGCCUCCAGGCUGUGCUCAGGUGGGCUUAGGGAUAUGGCUGGGGAGGCCAGAUGGGCCUCUAGGAGCUGCUGCUCUACUCCAUUCCUGCAUUCUGUGGUGUGGAACGUCCCUGGGCCAGGCCCCAUUUGCACUCUGUCCAACUUCCAUGCUGCCCUCAUCCUGCUGGUGGAUUGGGGUCGGGACCUAGGCUCUCCAAGGGGCUGGAGGAUAAAGGCCCCCUGCACCCAAGAAGGUGGCCUCUGGAUAUGCCCCUUAUCCUGCACCACAGAUCCCAGACCUGGAGAUCGUGGGGUGUAAGCUGCCCCCAGGAAGGACCCUGGGCUUCUGGGCCUGGCCUCUCUGCCUUGCGCCUACCUGGCGCCCACCCCCAUGGACAUCCUGUUAAUUCUGCCCUUUCCUCAGAGCCCCAAACGCCUGAACCAACUGAUCAGCACUGCUGUCUGCAUUGUAAGCCAUAGCGCAUGCGCGCCCUCGGAAUAAACAGGCCUUGCCUUGAACCCUGGCACCCGUGUCUUUUCUGAG
Castor canadensis (American beaver) is the source of this 2219-nucleotide messenger RNA. It is a transcript of the gene Nherf2, whose product is annotated as NHERF family PDZ scaffold protein 2. Gene Ontology annotation, cellular component: apical plasma membrane. Lineage: Eukaryota; Metazoa; Chordata; Mammalia; Rodentia; Castoridae. The record is from RefSeq and is a predicted model, not a curated record. Gene Ontology annotation, molecular function: signaling receptor binding; protein-membrane adaptor activity. Gene Ontology annotation, biological process: protein localization to plasma membrane.